CGCAGUUGCCCCUCCCGGUCGCCUGGUGGGGCUGCGGAUGGUCCUCCCCGGAUGGUCCCGGGCAAAGAUGGCGCCGUUCCCGGAGGAGGUGGACGUGUUCUCGGCGCCGCACUGGCGCAUGAAGAAGCUGGUGAACCUUUACUCCGAGAAGCUCUCAAACACCAACUUCUCGAACAGCCGGGACUUCCAGUCGUUGCUGACCUCUCUCUACGCCACCUUCACCGAGUUCAAGUCGCAUGAGCAGAUCGAGAACGAGUACAUCAUGGACGAGCUGCAGCACCGGCUCCGGGCCCUGUCUGUGUGCAACAGCUCUGUCUCCAACGUCCACUCGGACAACAAGCUGUCCGACAUGCUCAGCCUCUUCGAGAAGGGCCUCAAGAACUUCAAGCAGAAUGAAUACGAGCAGCUGAACUACAGCCGGCAACUGAAGGAGCGACUUGAUGCUUUCACCAAAGACUUCAUCCCGCACAUGAAGGAGGAGGAGGAGGUUUUCCAGCCCUUGCUGAUGGAGUAUUUCACCUAUGAGGAGCUGAAGGAUAUAAAGGUGAAGGUGAUAGCCCAGCACUGCACACACGGCCACGUUGACACGGUGGAGGUGCUGAAGGAGCUGCAGCUUUGGAGCCAGACUGAGGAGCUGCAGAAAGCCGACAAGAACAGUCCCAGCAGCAACAGGGCGGACAGAGAGUCGGAACCCGAGGCUAACAACACUCACGUCUCCCAGCUGCCCCCUGAGGUGCUCCUGAAAGUCCUCGGCUACCUGAACCCCCGUGAGCUGUGUCGCGCCCGCCAGGUCAACACUCGCUGGUCCAGGUUGGCAGGCAGCGGUGCCCUCUGGAGACAUCUGUACCCCAUCAGCUGGGUGAGAGGCAACUGGUACAGUGGGCCCCCAUCCAGUCUCAACUUGGGACCAGAUUAUCUCUGCGAAGAUGAGGAUGAGGAGGAGGAUUUGUCCCGGGAAUGGGAUGAGGAUGCAGACAUCGAUGAAUCUGAGGAAGCCGGGCCCGGGCUCUCGACGCUCAGCAAGACGCAGAGGGAGGCCCUGCUCCUGCCGGGCCUGAUCCACUAUCUGCUUCCGCAGGUCGGAGUGUCGGUCAAGACCCUGGUCUUGGCCUACAGCAGCAGCCUGUCCAGCCAGAUGGUCCGUCAGAUUCUCAACAGCUGCCCCAAACUGGAACAUCUGGACUUGACGCAGACAGCAGUGACAGACUCUGCCUUCAACAGGUGUGUGCUGGGGAGCUGCCGCAGCCUCCGUCACCUGGACCUGUCGGGAUGUGACCGGAUCACCGACUCGGCCCUGCACCACCUGUCCCGGGCCCUGGGGGACCUGGCCGAGGAGGACUGCCAGUCGGGAGGUUGGCGCAGCGAAUGUACCUGGGCCCCCCAUGGCUGCCACGUCUGCCCGCCCGAGGAUGGGGCAGGCCUGUGGACCCAGGGGGGAGCCGGCCGGGUCUGGCUGCUGCCUGAGGAAGAACUGCUGGACAUCGAGGAGGCCGGGGGGCUGAAAUUGCGGGGUCCGAGGUGGGCGGCCCCUCCGAGGAGCCCACCCUCCGGCGCCAUUGCUGCCCGCUGUAUCCGGGAUGCUCACUGCCAGCGAGCACAGGCCCCCUGCGGGCACACACUUUGCGCCGCAGACGCAAAGCUCAGGACUAAGCGGGCACCCCCGCCCCAGUGUAACAAGAUGGUUCGCACUCGAGGCUCCGAGGGCAGCUACUCCACUGGACGUUGGAGGGUCGGAGUUGACCCGGACUCACGUUCACUCCGCUUCCUCAGUCUCUCCGGCUGCUUCCAGAUCACAGACCACGGCCUCAGGGCCCUGAUGCUCCACGGUGGGCUCCCGUUUCUGGAGCACCUCGACCUCUCCGGCUGUCUCCUGAUUACCGGCCGAGGACUGCAGGAUCUGGUGUCCGUCUGCCCUGCCCUGAAGGAUGAGUACUUCUUCUACUGUGACAAUAUCAGUGGGCCUCACGCCAACACAGCCAGCGGCUGCCAGAACCUUCAGUGCUCCGUGCGAGCCUGCUGUCGCUCGGGGGAGUGACUCGCUCUCUCUCUUCCCUCCCCACGGAAGUACCCUCGACUCCGAAAGCUUGCUCUCUCUCUCUCUCUCUCUCCAGGCUUCGCAAUCAUGCACUUUAUAGCCAUCGUCUCGUAUCCGCCUCCGGUCUCCUUGGCGGAGAGUUCAGCAGGCAGAACCAAACGAUGCCCAGUCGAUUCUGACCUCGUGCCCCCUCCGGUCCAGCCCCGUCUCCUUGCAUCUUGCCGGGUCUAGUUCCGGCGGAGAGUCUCCCCCCAACCCCCUAGGGUGGGGAGGUUGUGGGGUCUCCCUUGUGUAUAACUCUCAGCGCAAAGCACCCUUCAUUUUGCGAAGGAAACCUCGCGAUACUGACUGGGGUUAUACAUCCUCCCACACCCCACCCCCCCCCCCCCCCCCCCCCCCUACCCUCACUGGUCUGUCACGUGAGUUUCACCCCUCUGAUUCCCAUCUGCUGGGGGGGGGGGAAAGCAUCCAUUCCAAACAGAGGUAGCGUCUGGGGCGGAAGGGACAGGGAGAGAGAGGCGACCCUCAGCUGCUUUCACAAGGGAGGGGUUCAAACGAGGGAUCUGCGAACCCGAAUUGUAGGGGCUGAGGUUGCUCCAAUCCCCAUUCUCUUUUCUGCCACCCCCCCACCCUCCCCCCCAAGUCCCCAGAUUUAAUGAGUUUGUUGUCUCUCCCUUACCUGACCUCCUGCUUACAACUCGAGAGUUGCUUCCCCAUCAGACACUAACAAAAUCUCGUCCUCUGCUGCACAACAAGAGGAUCCCACUUUCCCUCGAUUUUAUUCCCCCCUCUCGAAAUCCCCCCCCCCCCCCCC
Molecule: messenger RNA, 2849 nt
Organism: Carcharodon carcharias (great white shark)
Lineage: Eukaryota; Metazoa; Chordata; Chondrichthyes; Lamniformes; Lamnidae
Gene: fbxl5
Product: F-box and leucine-rich repeat protein 5
Exons: 11
Coding region: 38-2035 (665 amino acids)
Biological process (GO): intracellular iron ion homeostasis
Molecular function (GO): protein binding
Source: RefSeq, a predicted model, not a curated record